UUGACAGCGCUGUUGAGAAGGCUCAGGAGGAGAAUUGUUGGGAAGACGAAGGCUGCGGGGCGACACUUUCACGCUAUCGUCGCGUAACUUGCCGCAGAUGUUGAUCGACUAUUAAAAAAAAGUCAAAUCGAUCGACCAGGAGGAGGAACGCUGCAUGACCUUGCUUUGAAUGUCACCAUAAACCGACAAAAAAGGAGAGAAAAGAUCGCCACGGUCAAGGUCAUCAGACAUGGAGAUCGUCACACACUUGAUUAAUGACACCAUAGAAUUCUACAAGUGGACCUUAACCAUCGCAGACAAACGAGUGGAGAAAUGGCCGCUAAUGGACAACCCCCUGCCCACGUUGGCCAUCAGUACAUCUUACCUGCUGUUCCUCUGGCUGGGCCCCAAAUACAUGAAAAACAGGGAGCCUUUCCAGCUCCGCAAAACCCUCAUUGUCUACAACUUCAGCAUGGUCUUCCUUAAUUUCUUCAUCUUCAAAGAGCUGUUUAUGGCAGCCCGGGCGGCGAGAUACAGUUACAUCUGUCAAUCAGUGGACUACUCGGAUGACCCCAAUGAAGUCAGGGUUGCAGGAGCGUUGUGGUGGUAUUUCGUCUCCAAAGGCUUCGAGUACCUGGACACUGUAUUCUUUAUUCUGAGGAAAAAGUUCAACCAGGUCACUUUCCUGCACGUCUACCAUCACUGCACCAUGUUCACGCUCUGGUGGAUCGGCAUCAAAUGGGUGGCAGGAGGACAGUCUUUCUUUGGUGCACACAUGAACGCAGCAAUCCACGUCUUAAUGUACCUUUACUAUGGCCUGGCUUCCUGUGGUCCCAAGAUUCAAAAGUAUCUGUGGUGGAAGAAGUACCUGACCAUCAUCCAGAUGGUCCAGUUUCACGUCACUAUUGGCCACACCGCCCUGUCCCUUUACGUCAACUGCGACUUCCCCCACUGGAUGCACUACUCCCUCAUCUGCUACGCCAUCACCUUCAUCAUCCUCUUCGGCAACUUCUAUUACCAGACCUACCGCCGCCAGCAGCCCAGGCGUGACACCUCCUUUUCCAAAGCUAGCAAGGCCAUCUCUAACGGGGCCCUCAAUGGACUCAGCAAGGCCGCCAAUGGUGCAGUGGCGGCAGGAAGUAAAGACGACAAAGCCCAGGAAAACAGCGCCAGGAGAAAGAGGAAAGGAAGAGCAAAAAGAGAUUAGAUGACGAAGGGUAAGGUUGACAUGCUUUGAUUUAUUGGAUUUUAGUAGAAGAGGAAGGAUGGAUGAGGUCGAGUACGAUGUAUUUAUUUAAAGCCAUGAUCUGAGUUGAUGUACGUAUAUGAUGAGACCAACUGGUGUUUGAGAGAGCGUCACACAGAGGUCACUCGGUUCACAAAAAAGGCCAAUCUAAGAAUUACUGCUCUUAAUUGAGUUGCCAAGUGGUGUAGAUCAGCUGAGAAAUUAACAUCAAAUUCUCCAGAUAUUGCUGGAAAUCAAAAGAUUUACUGAGACAGGAACACACAUACUGUAAGCCAGUGUUUCCCAACCUUUACUGAGCCAAGGCCCACAUUUUACAGGAGAAAAAUAGACCAAAAAUGGCGUUAAAAUGGCAACAGAUAUCGGCUACACAGGAAGCGGAAGCACAUUUGGCCUACUACGAUACUCGCUGGACUAGCUAGAUGAACACAAAUACAUUAUUUGCAGUAAAAAUAUAGUAACUACCAAUUCAGUGAAAUAAAGCAAUUUGCCGCGGCGCCCCUUAUGAUCUCGGUGCGGGGUUGCACAGUGGUUGGGAAUCACUGCCGUAAACGAAUAAUCACGUCUGUUUAAUUUCAAACUGGCUCAUCCACAUGUAUAAAGCUGAUCUUCUUGUUGUUUGUCAGUCAUACAGGUGAGAUACUGUAUGAUAAUCCUGGAGCAACAACAACCGCUCUUUACACGACAUAUUUGUCAGUCCCUCCAGAAAUUCUCGCGCCAAUUCACGCAAAUUAUGCGCGGCCUGGCAUUUUUGUCCAAUGUUAGCAACUUCCCCCGCCCAUUUUAGCCAAUAAGUGUCAUUUUGGCCAAUAGAACUUGUCUCUGAGUGGUACGUCAACUGUCUUAUCAAAACGUAUGUUUGUUUCUUGUGUAGACGAAGCUGGAACAGCAACGUGUGACAAUAUUUUAACUCUUUAUUGCUCUAACAUAGUAUUUCUCAAAUAGUGGGGUGGAGAACAUGCUUUUUUUGCCGUACCAGAAUAUGAUGAAGCGUAUGGAGCACUUGGCUUCACUGUAACCACGGUGGGAGAGGAGGAACGACCGGUGUGUUGUUUCCUUUAAUGUUAAUAAGCUUACCAUGUUAUGCAGAGGUAUAGUUAUAACAAUUUUAUAGACAAAUUAUACUAUUUAUAGUCGCGGUGGAGAGUGGUGGGGGCGCAAAAUAUUUUCUUCUUCCAAAGGGGAGCGUAACAGAAAAUAAUUGAGAAACACUAACAAAAUAAUUGUUGUCCACCCGCAUAGCUAAGAUCUAAUUACAACUCCUGUCUACUGUGCUAAGGCAAUGUAGUGUAUACUGUAAACAUUUUCUUCAUAGUUUACAUGUAUUAGCUAAAGGUUUAUUUAUCCAGGGUAAGACAAUGAAGAACAGAUUUUAAUUUGAAAAGGUGACCGACCAAAGAGGUAGCCUUUACAUGUUAGAGAUGUUGAAGUGUGACGAUAACACAAGACAAACCCUUUUCAAGCGUAAAACAUUGAGAGGGUGACAGAGCAGACAGCGGCCAGUAAUGAAACCUUUGGUGGUGUUUAUUUAUUUAUGUAUUUUAUUGAUGUUUCUUACUCUCAUUAUUAGUUAUACUUAGUUAAAACAGUACAGUAAUUUGACAAUGAGCUCUGAGUGUUUGCUUUUACUACCAUCUAAUGUACUUGUAAGUCUGUGUGGUAUAAAACAGGUAAAGCAUCAAUCAAAUUUGUUUUCCAAUUUUUGUAGAAAUAAUGUACUUUUUUUAAUUAAAGUUACAAGGAAGACUUAACAUUGAUUAUAGAUUCAUUAAUAUCAAAGGUUGAUUCAAUAUUAUUGAAAAAAUACAGCUCAAAACAACGUAACUUUCUAAAAAAGCUGCAGAGAAUUCAUGCAUUUUAGGCCGCAACAAUCACAAAAAAAUCCUGAAAAAUCCUGGAGGGACUGAUUUAUGUUUUCAAUGUGCUGUAUGUCAUCUCAAUGUUUGUCUUUGCAACGAUUCACUUAGUAGUAAAGAUGAAGGAAAUCAGUAUAAAGUGGCGAGUUGUAAGUGACAAUAGGAAUAAUUUAUAAUCCUUUUGGACUUGGAUGUGAUUGUUUCGGUAAAUAUGGACAGGUCAAAAAUUGAUAUAACAGUGUAAUAUAUUCUAUUUAUGUAUGCACUCUAGGUUUUGUAUGUCUCUACUUGUGUGUCAUGUGGCAAUGUGGACCUGAUAUGUCAUUCUCCAAAUACCCCCAUAUGUUGACUGUAAAAGAUGUUUGUGCCUGUCUUUUUCUAUUUCAAUGAACAUGAUAUUGUCCGAGGUCAUCACUUGCCUCACACCCUGGUGAAAAUGUGUGCUCAACCAAACUGUUAUUGUUUUUAAAUGUAUGCAAAGCUAGCUCACAAUUUAUUUUUAAUCAACUCUUAAAUUUCUCCUUUUCUUAUUUUUUUGUUUACAAGCUUUGUCUAUGUCUCGUGCUGCCUUUGAAUGUAAAGACGCCAUGAAACUAAUAACUGAUUGAAAAAAUAAUUGAUAUAAAACAAACAGGGCUGUUAAACUGCUACAGUGUACAACUGCUUUGCCUGUAGUAUAUGAAAUGUAAAUCCAUGUAAUUAUCCGAUUUUUCACCCACAGCUGCAUUAGUUUUUUUUAUUGGUUGUUUUGAUAUAUUUUUGCUUGAUAAACGCUUAUCUUUUUUAUGAUCUCUCUGAGAAAGCUUGUCGUGGAUUUGUGUUGUACAUAUUACAUUGUGAUCUUUUGUACUCUAGCAUUUAAGAACGCUCCCGGCUUGUUGGCUUGGACAUUUAAAUGUCCACAUUGCUUAUGUGUGAUUUUUAAAAAAUAUAUUGUAAAAUUGAACUCUCUUAAAAUUAAAGUAAAUGCCUGAAUAAAGUUUGACUUCAUUUUUUUU
This is a messenger RNA of Entelurus aequoreus (snake pipefish), 4076 nucleotides long. RefSeq names its product elongation of very long chain fatty acids protein 4-like. Gene Ontology annotation, molecular function: fatty acid elongase activity. NCBI's taxonomy places the organism in Eukaryota, Metazoa, Chordata, Actinopteri, Syngnathiformes, Syngnathidae. Bases 230 to 1186 code for a protein of 318 amino acids. The transcript has 7 exons. Gene Ontology annotation, cellular component: endoplasmic reticulum; endoplasmic reticulum membrane. The record is from RefSeq and is a predicted model, not a curated record. Gene Ontology annotation, biological process: very long-chain fatty acid biosynthetic process; fatty acid elongation, monounsaturated fatty acid; fatty acid elongation, polyunsaturated fatty acid.